GGCGGUUUGUGUUUCUGCACGAGCACAAUUGAGUGUGGCAAAGAAAGGGAAAAGUUUUUUUAAAUUUAGAAAAGUUUGCUGUGUUGCUUAAAUAACCUUCUAGUUUGCUGUAAGCCUUAACCUUUGACCUUUAGACGCCGUUAAACUCCCGACUCUGACGUCUCCGGGUUACGAAGCUUUAGCGGGCAGAGAUAACGGUUCUCUCCGCUAAGCUAGCCUCGCUAACAACAUUCGGAUUCUGGCACCGGGCCGGUUCCGAGUCCAGGGUUCCGUCGUUCCGAGCCGGUUAAUUUGGUUUCGGGAGGAGAAAUGUCCGAGUUAAGCGACGAGGCCAGCGAGUCGGACCAGUUGGGGGCCAGCCUGUCCCUCUGGCUGGGAGACUCCCUGCUGCGCCCGGAGGAGCUGGACGUCCCGCUGGACCUGCACACCGCCUGCUCCAUCGGCCAGUACGACGCGGUGGCGGAGAGCAUCAAGCGGGAUGAGGACCUGGACCGGAAGAACCGGGGCGGAUGGACGCCGCUCAUGUACGCCGCCUACAUCGGCCACGACAACAUCGCCAACCUGCUGCUGGAGGCCGGAGUGAACAUGAACGCCUCCACGCCGAAAGGCCUCACGCCUCUGAUGCUGGCAGCGAGCUGCGGGAAUGAAAGCAUAGCCUACUUCCUGCUGCAGCAGGGGGCGGAGCUGGAGCUGAGGGACGCCAGAGGUUGGACGGCUCUGUUUCACUGCACCAGCACCGGCCACCAGCAGAUGGUCAAGUUCCUGCUGGACAACAACGCCGACGCCAACGUCAGGGAGCCGGGGUCAGAGUUCACUCCUCUGAUGGAGGCUGCUGCGUCUGGACAUGAAAUCAUUGUUCAAUACCUGCUAGAUCACAAAGUAAAAGUGGGCGAUCAAAACGCCAAAGGAGAGACGGCGCGCGCCCUCGCCAUGAUGUACGGCUACACCAAGAUUGUUGGCCUCAUCGACUCUCGAUCUCCAAGAAUUAAACCAGGACACUUUGGAGACCUGAGCUCCUCGGAGGACUCGGACGGCUCGCCGCCCAGGACUCGGUCCGGCCGCAGCCGGGUCAAAGGCGCCAGCAUCCACGACGGGCCGCAGGCCAUCGCCAAGUUCAGAGUGGGAGGGAAGAGCAAACCGAGCGAACCGCCCGCUGCGCUGCCCGGCUUCGCGCCGUAUGGCGAGCAGAGCGAGAGCAUCUGCUACCGGGACGUGACGUCACCGAUCAACGAGCUGGACGGUCAGAGCCACAGCAGCAGAGACGAAAGUCCGUUCUUCGAGAGCGACAUGCCCACCAUGAGGAGCAGCAGCAGCAGCAGCGACGGCCUGCCUCACGCGGUCGGACUCAGCUGGGAAGGAUCCGUGGAGAGCAACGAGCCGCUGAAGCUCAUGUUCGUCCACCAGGACUCGGAUCAGAACCGCAGGAGCAGCUCCCGCCGGACGAAUAAGAGUCACUCCAAAGGAAAGACGCGGCACGCCAACAGCGACGCGGUUCUGUCCGGCGGGACGGGAAACGGCAGCAAACACGGCGGGCCGCGGCCAUCUUACUCCGGUCCGAAGGAUCUGGCAGAAUUCCUGGAGCAAAUCGGCUUCUCCAAAUAUCUGCCGCUGCUGGAAGAGCAGGACAUCGACCUGCGGAUAUUUCUCACGCUGACAGAGAACGAUCUGAAGGAAAUCGGGAUUACGCUGUUUGGUCCCAAACGGAAGAUGACGUCAGCCAUCGCGCGGUGGCACAGCAGCGCGCCGCCGCUCACCGACGCCCUGGAGCAAGCGUACGCCGACCAGCUGGAGGCAGAGAUGCAGGAAAUGGCCAUUCAGCUCCACAAGCGAUGUGAGGAAAUCGAGGGCCUGGAGAGCCAGGUGUCCCAGGAGAAGGAGCUCCGGACGGUGAUGGAGGGCUGCCUGAUGGAGGACAAAAUGGCCUGGAAGAAGGUCCACUCCGAGCUGGUGGAGAACCACCGGCUGGCUCAGGACAUGAGCAACACGCUGACCAAGGCCCGGGCCUGCCGGGCCGAGCUGCUGGCCUGUUUCACGCCCGACCGGAGCAGCGGUUCUGACCCGGCAGAGGAGCUGCGAUGGUCCAAUAUGGCGGAGCUCGUGAAGCAGCUGGAGUCCUUUCAGGACAAAAUGGCAGGGACCGUGGAAACCCUGCAGCAGAGCCUGCGGCGGCUCAGCGCCCCGGAGAAGGUCUCCGACAGCUGGGAGCGUCCCUGAACCUGCUCCAAGCGGUUACUGUGAAUAUUUGACGGAGGGUGAGCCAACCACCCCGAACCGCCGCUGGAAGAGUCGCAGCGCCGCAGCGAGUCGAGCAGCCCCAGCUGCCUCUGAUUGGCUACCUGUCGUCCGCCUCUGAUUGGCUAAAGGACCUGCGCUUGCCCAGUUGAUGGCGGGAGAAACGACAGGGAAACGACAAGCAGGCAGGAAGAGGUCAUGACCCUCACCGCUUGUGCUGGUGUGUUGCACUCCGCGUGCAAAGAGAAGAAGAAAUGAUGGAAAAUUAAAUGUAAUCUGUUUGUCUUAGUUUUAGUGAAAGUCCUGCUGAUUUUGAAUGAAAUUACUUGUUUUCUUAUAUCUGAAAUGUGUUGCCAGUGGCGCCCUCUUGUGGUUAACAUUAACUGUUUUCAUGGCAAAAGUAAAUUUCACAAAUUUUGAGUUUAAUCUCAGAAAUAGAUUUUUUUCUUGUAAAUGUACUUUUUUUGUUGUAUGACGGCCCAUAUCAUCACUAACGCCAGAAUAUAGACGCCUUAUUACUUAGUAUUGCAAAUUUUACCAAGCAUUUUUGUCUGGUUUUUAGUGCAGAUAUCUUAUUACACUUGAAAUAUGACAAAACAAGUAAAAUUUCAGUAAAAUAUGAGCUUGUUUUAUAUCAAUUCCUAAAUAUUGAUUUUAGAUCCACUGGCAGAUUAUUUAAAUUAUAAACAAGAUUCAAUAAGUCUUAAGAUUAUUAGUGAAAUCUGCCUUUUGUUUCACUGUUUAAAACAAGCUGUUAUCAUGUAGUUAAAAAUUUACUUAGGUUAGUUUUGUCUUAUUUCAUUUGUAAAAAUAUAGUUGCACAAUAAACCAAAUCAAAAAAACUUGGUAAAAUUUUGUGAUUUUGCAUUAAAUGACAGUAGAGUGAAAAUAAUACCAGAAUAAAGUAAAACACUAUUUGUUCACAUUAAAUCUUUAACUCCAGAAGCUUUUUUUCUGGUUAAAAUUGAAUCUUUAUUUUGCUAAUAUUUUUAUUCUCAUAAUAAAUUCUCGUAAAUUGGCCUCAAUACCCCAAACUCACAGGAUAAAAAUAUUUUCUGUAAUUUGUUUUUGAUUUUAGAAAAAAAAAAUUUAAGUUCAGAAAUUAUUCAAAUUGGAUUUGAUAUAAAAAAAAAAUCUAAAUUAGUUUUUUUUGUUGUUGUUG
Molecule: messenger RNA, 3394 nt
Organism: Poeciliopsis prolifica (blackstripe livebearer)
Lineage: Eukaryota; Metazoa; Chordata; Actinopteri; Cyprinodontiformes; Poeciliidae
Gene: anks3
Product: ankyrin repeat and sterile alpha motif domain containing 3
Exons: 15
Coding region: 310-2214 (634 amino acids)
Cellular component (GO): cilium
Molecular function (GO): protein binding
Source: RefSeq, a predicted model, not a curated record